This is a messenger RNA of Lactuca virosa, 360 nucleotides long. Lineage: Eukaryota; Viridiplantae; Streptophyta; Magnoliopsida; Asterales; Asteraceae. The record is from the annotation of a GenBank genome assembly.
AUGGUUGAUGUUGAGAUUUUGGAUGUUAAAGUGGUUGAUAUUGAGAUCCUUGAUAAUGAGAUCCUUGUCCCUGUCCCUAAACUCGGGAUCGGAUAUGAGUAUAAUAUGGUUGAUGUUGAGAUGCUGGAGUCAUCACAUCUUUUUGCUAAUCUUGCUGAAGACGAACGCGAUGUUAAUGCAACAAUCGAAGAGCGAGGUGAAAUGCCAAAUGUAGAAGUUGAAAUGGUGGUUGAUGAUGAUAUUCGCUUUCAAGAAUUUCUUGCUCGACAUAAAAAGAUCAAAGAUAAAUACGCUCACUAUGAACUUCGAAAUGCGUUGAUUGAACAUUUAUGGGAUGAGUAUACUAACUCGAAAAAUUAG